AUCCCUCCUUUGGUGGAACUCCUGUUGCUCUUCUUCUGCUUCAACUGGCUCUACAAAGGGAUGAUGAUGGCAGGAAAUUCAGAAAACACACAGAGUAUUAUUGUUAUCUAUGAAGAAGAUGCAUUGGAAUGGGCAUUGUAUUUAAAAUCGGUUCUCAUGCAUGUUAUAUUAGAAGACAGAAUCUUGCUUUGCGACCUGGAAGCUGUAUCCAUUCAGCCCGUGGAACUGCAAUCUCUGUGCUCUUACAGAUGUAAACUUUUGAUAUUAUCCUGUGGGCUACUAAACAGCCUGAAUCUAAGGAAAAGACAUUUUCUGAACAAGAUUCUUCAGCCUCCUGAAAGGGUGGUUAUUUUGCUUUGUGGGAUUGAGAAUUCAGCCAUUAUCUACCAGAUACUUAGUAUAGACCAGAACAAUCAGUUGAUUACCACUGAUCAAGAUCCAGAAGUCUAUCUUGCAGUGAUUACAGACAUUAUUCAACAAGGUCCACAUGAUCCCUUGUCUAUGGAUUUAAAAAAUGGUUUGAAGCUAGCAGAUACAAGUGUGGAAACUAAGGAGAUCCCUGACACACUGGGAAGGCCAGCUGUCUUGGUGUUGCCAACAAGGAUAUCAUGUGAGAGUCCUGGAGAAAUAUUCGUUCUUUUGGGAGAUGAAGUCCCUGAUGGCUCAGUGGUAAUUGAGUUCAUAACAGAAAAUGAAUGGGUCAGGAUCGAACCAGAGAUUUGGAAUCAGAAGGUCAGGUGUAUGAAAGCUUUAGAUUUUCCUGCUGGCUUUGUCAGUGCAAAUGUCUUCUGUGAUGGAGUCAUUAAAGCUACAACACAGAUUGAAUACUACACAACAGUCGGGGAAAUUGACCGCAUGCUUCAGAAAGUGGCUGAUCCAAUUGCCUUUGCUUGUCAGGCUUCCAAGUUUUCACCAGCAGAAAAAGUGGACAGCAUUCUCACAUUCUUAAUGAAAAGUCCAGCCAUUUCUCAUGAUUCCAGUCAUUUUCCAUAUGAAGCCAUGGAUCAUCACCAGCAGAAUGACUCACACAUGGAAGAGCUGCCUACACUUCUCCACUGUGCAGCUAAAUUUGGAUUCAAGGAGCUCUCUACUUUUCUCCUCCAACUUCCUGAGGCGAUUCAGGCUUGCAAGAAAAACAACAAAUAUGGAGAAAACCCAGCAUGCCUUGCAAAAAAGUAUGGCCAUAAGGAGACUUGGAAGAUCAUUAAAGAAUUGUCAAUAAAUGAAGGCAAUAAUGAAAGUGAUGGUCUGGAGGACAAAGAAGUGGAGGCUGAAGAUAACACUUACGUGAUUAUGAUGAGCUCAGAAUCUCACAGUAGUGGACUUUGCAGGCUAAGCACAAGAGAACAGCCUGGAGCCAGUUUGAAAAUCCAGAAGAAUGGAGGAACGGACAGUGAGGGAGAGCAGAAAGGAGAUGAAGUGGAAAGAGUGGUAGAGAAAGAAGCAAAAGAAGAAGGAAAUAAAUUUGAGGAAAAUCAACGUCACUUGGAUGAUCACGAUGAGCAGUUAUAUUAUAACAUCACCAAGAAGGCCUCCGAAGCAUACAGCAGAGAUGAAAGCUAUGACGAUAGGCCACCUUUACCACCUCGAGUGCAACCAACCUCCACAAGACAGAAUGAAAUUUUGUACUUGUCCCCAGAUUGGGAAACACUGGAAGACCAAAAGGAAACCAAAGAGAUAAAUGAAAACCAGAAAGAAGAAGAAGAAGAAGAAAAAGAGGAUGAAAUGGAAGACCCAUACACUUCUGCUCUGUUGCAUGACGGCGUGUAUGAUAUGAUUUUUGCUAAUGCAAUUAACAAGCGAAGAAAAGGCGGUCGAUCCUUUAUUAUGAACCGGCCCCCAGCCCCUGCCCCUCGUCCUUUGUUGGCCCCUAUGAAAGAGGAGAAUACACCUUUCAUAGCACAAGUUUUUCAGCAAAAGGUGACCAAAACAAAAGCUGGUGAUGAAAAGCCGCUGUAUGCUGUCAGAAAACCAGACAGGGCUUAUAAUGACAGGACCACAUAUACCUCUAUCAAGCCAAGCAUCCCAGUUGGGCAAGAAGAAUUGAUCCUAUUGCAGGAGCAGGUGAAGAAUGGGACAAUUUCGAUGGAUGAAGCAGUAGAGAAAUUCAAGCAAUGGCAGAAUCAUAAAAGUGGAUUAGAAGCCAACCAGCAGGAAAAAAUACGCCAGCUCAGAGACUCUAUUAUCAGAAAAAGGCCGGAGGAGGAAAGCAUGUAUGACAAAAUCACCAUUGUUCACCAUCCAAAUGUUUCUAUGAAAAGAGGAAGAGACAAUCUGAAUGCUGAAGGUAUUGUAUAUACCCAUCCAUUUUCAAAGCAGGCUCUGCUUUGAAACCCGCCAGGGAAAGAGCAUGUACUUGAAGAUAACAAACCGUGCAGCUUUUGUACUUGUUGUAUAUCCUUUCCUGCUUACCACACCAUCCGCCAAUCAGUCUACAUCACACGGGAGGAUUCCAGUUUCAGCAAACUCAGUUGGACCAAGUUGAGCCAUGAAGACCACAUAAGCAAGUGUCCUGUUCAAAUGGGCCCUCCUUUACAAACACUCCUCUUUCCUUUGUUUCAGUGGACUUUAAAAACAAGUUAAUGGGCAAAAAAAGAAAAAAUGCUGUUCGUGUUCAGGUUUUACUUUGACAAUUACUCAUAAGCUGUUGGAGAAUUGUCCAAGUUGAUCUAAUUAUCAUGGUUAGAAGAUGCAUAUGUUGUCAGCCAAAUCAGCUCCCUGUG
Messenger RNA from Elgaria multicarinata webbii, 2723 nucleotides. It is a transcript of the gene BANK1, whose product is annotated as B cell scaffold protein with ankyrin repeats 1. Gene Ontology annotation, molecular function: protein tyrosine kinase binding; signaling receptor binding. Lineage: Eukaryota; Metazoa; Chordata; Lepidosauria; Squamata; Anguidae. The coding region runs from base 61 to 2331 and encodes 756 amino acids. Gene Ontology annotation, biological process: negative regulation of phosphatidylinositol 3-kinase/protein kinase B signal transduction; negative regulation of B cell activation; B cell activation. The record is from RefSeq and is a predicted model, not a curated record. The transcript is spliced from 17 exons.